AUGGAGGUCGCCACGCACAAUGUAACGAACGGUGCGCAGGUUGAGACGCCUGUCUCCCCGCCGACAACUCCAGAUCUCUCCCACCACGACACAAUUCCCAUGGACAUUGGACAGACUCACGUCACAAGAGCUUGGGCCGACGACGUUGAGGAAGAUACGCCCCCUCCUCCGGAUGAAUUGCCUCCGCCGGACAAGACUGGGAGCAGCCGCUGUGGCGCUCUACUGGUGGACAGGUGGUCUGGUGGCAGGAAAAGGCCUUCGGGGCGUCUGCUGCUGCUGACGCAUGGUGGACAACUGCUGGAGGCUCACGGACCUGUUGAGACGUCCUGGGCGCCUGUGGCGGCGCUGUCGCCGGUGGGCCACCUGUCGCCGCUGCCCAGGCCUCCGGAUGAUCUGCAGGCUGUGUCCAUAGUGGCCGUCACUAAGACGCAUGAACCUUUCACAUUGCGGGAUAUCGAAGAUCAAAAGAUACACUAUUCUGGAUUCCUUUUUGAAGUUAUCGGCAUAUUACAAAACAAAAUGAAUUUCACGCUUGACGUACAUGAGGUGGAGGACGGGGAGUGGGGGAAGCAGAAUCCUUCUGGCAAGUGGAGCGGUGUGGUAGGGGAACUGGCGGAUGGAAAGGUUCAGCUGGCGGUCUGCUCCCUCAUCAUCACCACAGACCGGCUGGACGUCAUUGAUUUCAGCACGCCUGUCUAUGAGACCAGAGAGUCCGUCUUCGUGCGGUGGCCAGACCCGGAAGGCGACAGCCUUCAAGCGUCGGUGACGAGGCUGGGUGCAGUGUUCCAGGCGGAGGCGUGGGCGGCCGUGGGGGCGGCGCUGGCCGCCUCCUCAAUCUGCCUCUGCCUGCUGGGCCGGCCGAGGGACGCCGUACUCAGGGCUGUGGCAGCCCUCUGCAGCCAAGGGAUGCUUGUUGACGCUGCAGGAGGCGACGUGGGUGGCGGUGCGCGGCGGAGGGUGGUGGUGGCGGUGCUGGCGACGCAUUUGUGCGGCAGCUGCCUGCUGGCCGCCUACUCUGGCCGGCUUACGGCGCUGCAGGCGGUGCGGCGGGUCAGCCCACCCUUCAGGGGUCUGCAGGGGCUGCUGGACAGCCCGCAGUACACGCUGGGACUCAUCCGCGGAUCACGCCUAGACGCGCUUUUCUCGACAACGCACGAUCCAACGCUGCGCGCCCUGCGUCAGACCCACAUGGUGAACGACCACCCGCUGGAGUACAUGGAGGGCUUUCGGAGGGCGUGCCGGCAGCGCGGCUUUGCCUUGCUGGCUACUAAGCGGGUGCAGGGUGCGCUCGCAGACCGCCUGCCCUGCAGACUCAUGGAGAUCCCUGGCGCCUACUUUGAUGGCCUGGCUGCCUUCGGCUUCUCCAAAGACUUCAAAUACACCACCAUGUUCAAUUACUGGCUGCUGCGGCUGAAGGCCAACGGCGUGCUGAGGCGUCUCGAGCCCAAAACAAAGCGCCGGUUUUACGGCGGCAGCCGCGGGGGCGCCCAGGGUGGCGGCGUCGGCGUCGGCGUCGAGACGCUGCUGCUGGCGGCGGCGGCGCCGAGUGUAUUUAUAACUGAGUUAUCAAGAUAG
Molecule: messenger RNA, 1575 nt
Organism: Schistocerca cancellata (South American locust)
Lineage: Eukaryota; Metazoa; Arthropoda; Insecta; Orthoptera; Acrididae
Product: probable glutamate receptor
Exons: 9
Coding region: 1-1575 (524 amino acids)
Cellular component (GO): membrane
Molecular function (GO): glutamate-gated receptor activity
Source: RefSeq, a predicted model, not a curated record